Messenger RNA from Ceratotherium simum simum (southern white rhinoceros), 2006 nucleotides. It is a transcript of the gene METTL25, whose product is annotated as methyltransferase like 25. Lineage: Eukaryota; Metazoa; Chordata; Mammalia; Perissodactyla; Rhinocerotidae. The record is from RefSeq and is a predicted model, not a curated record.
UUCGACCGAGCACUCGCCUUGCGGCCACGUUUGCGCCACCUGCAGCCCGGGAGGGUGAGCGUCAUGGCGGCUUCCUGUCCGCUUCCAGUGACCCCGGACCUGUCCACGUUGCGGGCGAAGUUGCAGGGGCUGCUGCGGUUCCUGAGGGAAGCCUUAUCCAUUUCCAGUGCACAUACGGUGGACUUCUACACGGAGUCCGUGUGGGAGCAACUGGUCGACGUGCCCCCGGAGACGGUGCUGGCGGUGCUGGGGAGGUCGGCGGCGCAGAUGGAGGCCCGGCCCUCGGAGGCGCGCCCCCUGGCGGAAGCGGAGAGGGAAUCAGGUAUUACUGAUUUUUCCAAAAUAUUUUGUGAAACUUCUCAGAAGCUAGUGAGUGUGGAAGCCUUUGCUCUGGCUGCGAAAUAUUAUUCUAUACAAAACUUGGGACUAUGUACGCCUUUUGAACAGUUACUUGUAGCACUUCAAGGAAAUCAAAAACAGAGAACUGGUGAAAAUGUGAAGCCAGAUGCGUUUAUGAAUUUGAAAAAAUCUCAUGAAGUAGAGGCAAUGUCAGAGCUGAUCAGCAGUGUUGCUGAUCACUGUGGAAUAAAACAGGUGAUUGACCUGGGUUCUGGAAAAGGCUACCUAAGCUCCUUUUUGUCCUUGAAGUAUGGCUUAAAAGUUUAUGGAAUUGAUUCCUCAAAUACCAAUACUCACGGAGCUGAGGAAAGAAACAGGAAAUUGAAGAAACAUUGGAAAGUCUAUCAUACUCGGUCAAAACUAGAUGUCAAUGGACUGGCAUUAAAAAUGGCAAAAGAAAGGAAAGUGCAAGAUGGAAUUGACUAUAAAGCAGAUACUGAGGGAGUCUGUAACAGCAGUCCUGCAAAUCAAGAAGAGAUGUCUACCUCAGAUUUUUUGCCAGAUUUUUCGGGCUCUGUAAUUUCUAACAUCAGAAAACAAAUGGAAAACCUACAGGUUUAUUCACAUCGAGAAGAAAAUUUAUGUUUUGAUAAUGCUUUUUCUCUUAUAGACUUGUUGCCUAUUAAUGCCAUAGAACCUACUUCUUCAUCCCAGAUACCUAAGAGAAAAAUGUCUGAAGCAAAAAGAGAGAGAAGAAAAACGACAUCAAAGUCAAAAGAAUCAAAUAUAUAUUUACCUUUAACAUCGUUUAUCACUGCUGACUCAGAACUAAAUGAUAUUAUUAAAGAUCUGGAGGAUUGUUUGAUGGUAGGUCUACAUACUUGUGGUGAUCUUGCUCCAAAUACUCUGCGAAUAUUUACUUCCAAGUCUGAAAUUAAGGGAGUUUGCAGUGUGGGUUGUUGUUACCACCUCUUAUCUGAAGAAUUUGAAAACCCACAUAAAGAAUGUACUCAACAAAAGUGGGGAUUUCCAAUGUGCCACUAUUUAAAGGAAGAGAGAUGGUGCUGUGGUCGUAAUGCCAGAAUGUCAGCGUGUUUGGCAUUGGAGCGGGUUGCAGUUGGCCAAGGGCUGCCUACUGAAUCACUCUUCUAUCGUGCUGUACUUCAAGAUAUUAUUAAAGAUUGUUAUGGCAUCACCAAAUGUGAUGGGCAUGUUGGUAAAAUUUAUUCCAAAUCCUCUUCCUUUUUGGAUUAUGUCAGAAAGUCUCUAAAGAAGCUUGGAUUAGAUGAGUCAAAGCUGCCAGAAAAAAUUAUAAUGGACUACUACGAGAAGUAUAAGCCUAGAAUGAAUGAACUGGAAGCUUUUAAUAUGUUGAAAGUUGUUCUGGCUCCUUGUAUAGAGACAUUGAUUCUUCUGGAUCGACUUUGCUACCUGAAAGAGCAGGAAGAUAUUGCAUGGUCUGCGCUUGUAAAGUUGUUUGAUCCUGUGAAAUCUCCCAGAUGUUAUGCUGUUAUUGCUCUGAAGAAGCAGCAAUGAUUUCAAUUGAAGCAAAGUAUUAGAUGUGUCUGUUUGUGGAAUCUAUUGCUAAUUUUGCUUUUUUUAUGUCAUAUUAUGUAAAUAUUUGAAAAACAUUGCUGUAUGUUUUAAAUAAUAAAAUAAUAGCUAAC